Molecule: messenger RNA, 2790 nt
Organism: Thermothielavioides terrestris NRRL 8126
Lineage: Eukaryota; Fungi; Ascomycota; Sordariomycetes; Sordariales; Chaetomiaceae
Exons: 1
Coding region: 112-2412 (766 amino acids)
Source: RefSeq, a predicted model, not a curated record
UCUUGUCGGUGUUCCAACUUGGUUCCCCGUUCAACCUCGCUCCUCCGACUCCACCAUUGUCCGAAGCGUUCGACGUCUUCCGUGAACAGGCGUCUCAUCCCGCUGGGCCCCAUGUCCAUAACCGACGCCGUGUCGCGCGGCGAAUCUCUCCCGCCCGAUGAAAUCGGGGCAAUGCUUCCCCGGCCUCCAGCCUGUUCGACACCGAGGCUCGAAGCGGCCGAGGGGAGUGAAGAUAGAUCGCCCGAGCGCCGCCUGCUCUGUCCGCCAUGCUCCGAGCUUGAUUUCGAUGAAAUAUUCCGCGUGGCGGAUGCCUAUUUCGCUACGUACCAGGUCAACGGCUGGAUCCAGGUUUCCAAAAUGCGAACCGAGUCGUCAUCCGAUGGCCUCUUCGUUCAGGAUCUUGGGUAUCGUCCCACACAGCCCGGCAGCUGUCCGCUGUGCUCAUUCUUCGGGGUCGUUCGGGGCCCGGACACUCGAGGACCAUUCGAGCUGCGCGCUUUCUCGAGCGUGACGUGCAGCUCGUUUCUCAGCAUCCGAGUGGACCCAUCAAAUGCCCUCUGCGCGUCUCAGAACGCCUUCUUGGCCGUUGUUCCCUCCAAGCCCGUCGAUUUUUUCCGUUCCGCCAUGCCAUCUUCGUGGCACCCGAUGUACCGUGCAUUGCCCGGAGAUCCAACACCCAAACCUCCCGGAAUAUGGGCUAGGGAACUUGGGCUCUCCGUUGACUUCAGUAUGGUGAAGGGGUGGUUCUCCUUCUGCAAAGAACACCAUUGUGAAACCUGCAACCUUCGGAAGUACCAGGCGCCCGAAAGCCUACCGGGGUUCCGACUUAUAGACUGCGAUUCGAGCUCGUUGGAUGUCGUCGAGCAACAACCGACGGUCGAGUAUGCCGCCCUGAGUUACGUUUGGGGCGAAAAUAUCGAGGAAGCCGGUCCCUGGCCUACGGUUAUUUCCGAUGCCGUCCUCGUGACCCGUCAGCUAGGUCUUCGGUAUCUUUGGGUUGACAGGCUAUGCAUCGACCAGGAGGACGCGCAAACCAAGCAUUUCCUCAUCUCGAAUAUGGAUGUGGUGUACCGGAGCGCCGAGAUCACUAUCAUUGCGGCCGCGGGCUCGACCGCAGAUCACGGCUUGCCAGGCGUAGGGACAGCGAAGCGGAAACCACAACCCAAGAUUCAGAUCGGCGCCACAGUGUUGGCUUCCCCCCUGGAAAACUGCCGCGAGGAUAUUUAUCGAUCGACAUGGUGGACGAGGGGAUGGACCUACCAAGAGGGCGUUCUGGCAAGGAGGAGGUUGGUUUUCACCGAAAGCCAGGUCUACUGGGAAUGUGAAAGCAUGGUCACUUGGGAGGCCAUCCACUUGCCGCUGGAGUCGCUACACGCCAAGCACAAAUUCCAAAUGGACGAAUGCAUGAACGCCAGUGUUUUCAGCGGCAAGCGCGGCGGACCAUUCCAAGAGUACAGGACUCUGUCCAUGGGAGAGGAGAACGACGAAUCCCUGUACAAGGCCGCCAUGCACAUCCACAACUUCACAGGGAAGAACCUGACGUUCCCCACCGAUUCGCUGCUUGCGAUGCAAGGGAUCCUGAAGCACUGCUGCGUUUCAAAUCCCUGUCUUGCGUUUCUCCAUGGCAUGCCCUUAGUUCUAAAAUCGUCGAACUCCGUUGAGCCUGGAACUGCACGAUUGAUCUCACUCGCCGCGGCACUUACGUCCUGGGGCCACACCCCCAUAAACAACUCGAGUCGCGCUGUACGCCUUCAACACCUCCCAUCAUGGACCUGGGCAGGAUGGAAGGGGCAAGUGGAAUGGGACGCUGGAGGAGCGUCUUACCACGAUGUCAUCCCGGAUAUUCUGUCCAUGUACCCCUGGUCAGGCGUUGGCUGGGCCACGGAUAUCCGUCUCCGUCCUCGCGAAGGUGAGCUCUACCAAACGCAAAGCAUAGCAGAUGCUUCCGAGGAUGCCCUGCUGGAACCGGAUUUCGAUGGCGUGCUCUACCUUCCGCAGCCAUAUGUCAUGUCUUACCGCGACCUCCUGGUGGAGACCGAGCAUUUUCCGUGGGUGGCUUCAGCAAGCGGAACCAGUCAGCAACUGGACAUGUACCUGUACCUAUCGGACUGCGAGACCGCCGAUGUUCCGGGGAGCCCGACCGAUAAGACGAUCAAAGGGGAUUUGCGUUUGGUGCUCGUGGCGAUCUCGUGGGACGAAAAGAGAGGCACUAAAGCGGGGUUCCUCGCCAUUCGGCCCACGACACCGUCGGAAGCAAGGGCGUCGUUGGACCACAUCGAAUACUGCGAGAGGAUCGGUGCUGCUUGGGUUAAUCUUCCGCUGUUGAGGCUUUAUUGGGUAGUGUCGAAGAGUCUCGUGGUGGCGGAGGAGUUGCGACUGCAGCGUAUGACAAAGGACAUUGCGCUCUGUUAGUCCGCCUUCAGGGAAGGGAGGGAGUCAGGUAGCUUUCGUUGCUCGCCACUCCAAGAACCAUCCAAACAUGGGCCGUUCGCGCCGUGGCGAAAGUUGCACGAAAGUAUCUACCUAGAUGGGACGGCACGAAUGGGACCUGGAAACCGACGAACCGGAACUGUGCUGGCUAGUGGACGAUCAUUUCGUGACCUAGUGUAUAUUCAGCAGGGGAGGAGUGAAAGGGCGGAUGCGAGUGACAGUGGAACGGGACGUACACUACUAGCUGCUGCAGAGCGUGUGUGUGUAGAGGCUAGGUGUUCAUUUGUCUUCAAAUAGAAGUUCAAGAUUAGCGUCUGAAGUACGAGCACCUUCUUCCUGUAACUCCCUUGAGUGAGUUAC